Messenger RNA from Dendronephthya gigantea, 1813 nucleotides. RefSeq lists its product as uncharacterized. The coding region runs from base 156 to 1478 and encodes 440 amino acids. The record is from RefSeq and is a predicted model, not a curated record. NCBI's taxonomy places the organism in Eukaryota, Metazoa, Cnidaria, Anthozoa, Malacalcyonacea, Nephtheidae. The transcript has 3 exons.
CGUUUCUGAUUAAUGAACCAAUUAAACCUACCACACCAGACGCUGAUUCAAAAAUUACCACUAAAACAACACACGAAUCACAAGUUCGUUCCAGUUUUUCGGCUCUGUCGCUAAGCACUGACAGCGAUUCCAGGGAAAUCGCCACUGUAUAUGAUAUGAGUUCUGUCAACGAACCCUCAACUAAAUCAACCAGAAUUGAUGUCAUGUCAAAAACAACCACCAAAAUAUCACAGAACAGUUACGAUACGAGUUCCAUCAAAGACUCUUCAACUAAACCGAAUCGUCCAACAACGCUUAAUUCCCGGCCGAACACUAACAAGAAAACGUCGCAGAAAACAUUUCGUCCAAGUCCCACUGGACAGUUGCCAGGGAGUGAUCAUGAUUCCAGGAAAGUCACUACUGUGUAUGAUAUGAGUUCUGUCAACGAACCCUCAACUAAAUCAACCACAUUGCACAUCAUGUCGAAAACAGCCAUCAAAACAUCACCGACCAGUUUACGACACGAGUCUUCAACAGUUCAACUGGCUUCAACUAAACCAAGUCAUCCAACAACGCUUCAUUCCUUGCCGAAAACUAACAAGAAAAUGCCACAGAAAACAGUUCGUCCAGGUUCCACUGGACAGUUGCCAGGGAGUGAUCAUGAUUCCAUGAAAACAACUACAUUUUCUUUAGCAACUAAAUCAACUCGCUCAACAACAUCUGAUGUCAGGUCAAAAAAUAACAGGAAAACAUCACAGAAAACAUUACUUCGUUCCAGUCCUACAGUACAGAUGCCGAGCAUUGAUAGUGAUUCAAAUGAAACAACUAUUGCUUUAUGUAUAGUGCUUCCAAUAAUACUUGGUUUACUUUUUAUUUUGCUUGUUGGGUUGUUCUGUAGACGGCGGAAAAGAAAUCAUAGGAAACUGAAAAUAUCGAGUCAUGAAAAUCGCGGGAAAAAGACGGACCCUAGAUUUGAAACACCUGAUGUUAAUGUUAAUAUGAAAGAAAUCAAUGGUGAUCAUUCCCGUCCAGUCGACCAAGAUAUAGCGGAUACAACUCAAACUCUUGUUCGUCACUCAAACCAGGACGAUCAGUGCGUGAUUGUUGAAGCCAAUCCUAUUUAUGAUGCCUCUCAUGUCGAACUGAUCAAUCAAACCCCUGAUUUUAAGAAAAAAGAAAUCGCUGGCGACAAUUUUCAUUCAGACCCAGAUUGCGAAAGCCCUGAUGGCAAAAGUUGGGCAGACGACGAAGAUAUUUUGGACACAACUGAAACAUUAUCUAGUGACUUCAACCCAGAUGACCAAAGCGUGGUUGUGAUGUCUAAUCCUAUUUACGAGGCGCCUGAGGUUAAUGCACCAGUGGAGGAGAAGAAAGACGAUAGUUUAUCUUCUUAUCAGCUUCAACCAGAAUGGAAGACCUCUGAACUGAAAUAUAAAGAAAUCGAUGACGCUAACUUUCAUCCGAAUUCUGAAAAUACAGAACACGAAUCUGCUGAUUGAACCCUUCAGUAGCAGCUACAUGGAAUUAACUGUUGAUAUGACUGAAAAUUUCUGUAGUCUACGAAUAUUUGAUAAACUCUUAAACAAAAAGGCCGUUUUAACAUAGGGAGAACUAUGGUAAAUUGGGAAGAGGAAAAACUAAUAAUGCUACUUUUUCGCUCACUGCAGAGAAAAGUGACAGACGAUUAAGCCAUCAUAUAUAUUAUAUAGAAAAUUCAUAAAAAAUAUAAGUAAAUUUGGAAAUUAAUAUUGAAAGACAUUAAUAAUUCAUUCUGACGAGUUCAUUUAUCUUAUUGUGCCGGUUUACAACAACAGAAUUUACACGUACAGUUGCU